AUGCGUGUUCUAUCUCUCGCUACUCUGGGCUUGAUCCCACUGGUUCAGCUCGUCGCUUCACAAGAUCUGUCUACCCUCCCAUCUUGCGCUGUUACCUGUGCCCUCACAGCCAUUGGCGCCACAGGCUGUGCGACCACCGACGCGAUGUGUAUUUGCUCGGCCACCUCAUUCCUGACAAGCGUUCAGACAUGCAUCAGCACCGCCUGCAGUGCUGCUGAUCAAGCAGCAACCCUGGCCUUCGCCCAGCAAUUCUGCCUCUCUGGCGGUGUGACCAUCACGCUACCUUCUGGCUCAGCACCUCCCGCACCUGCCUCGUCGACCACCGCCUCAGGCACAGGAAGUGCUGGUGCACCUGCGACUGUGUCCGCGACGGCGACAUCCACAGCGAUGAUGCCUCCGUCUACCACGAGCGCUGCCGCAUCCGCGUACACUGGUGCCGCAGCCGUGCUCCAGCAGCAGUGGGGCAUCAUGGGCCUUCUGGGCUUGGGUGUCGCGGCCGUGAUCUGA
This is a messenger RNA of Exophiala aquamarina CBS 119918, 507 nucleotides long. RefSeq lists its product as uncharacterized. The coding region runs from base 1 to 507 and encodes 168 amino acids. The transcript is spliced from 3 exons. NCBI's taxonomy places the organism in Eukaryota, Fungi, Ascomycota, Eurotiomycetes, Chaetothyriales, Herpotrichiellaceae. The record is from RefSeq and is a predicted model, not a curated record.